CUCUCCUCUCUCUCUCAACCUUUCGCUCUCGCUUCUACUCGUUCUAAGAAAGCUACAGCGUGUGAUAGUUCGAGUACUCGUAGGGUUUCUGCCUUCUUUCUCGCCGGAAAUGUCGAUCCAUUUGGGAACAUCCUUGGAGAUGGCCGUCUGUCCAUGUCCUGAGGCGAAACCAUUCUCAUGUUCGUCUCUACCGUCCAUACAACAUGCCCGGUUUCACAAGACUGCAUCUUGCUGGAAAUACAGAGAACCGAUCAUCUGGAAAACACCUGAUUCCGUUGUUUCUUUGAAGAAUCUGAGAUUACACAAUCUGAGAUCCAUUGUCUGUAUGUCUCAAUUGUACAGUACAUGUCAUUCUCACAGCAAAAAGAGCUAUCCAUGUAUCUUCAAGGCGCAGGCUACAGAUAAGGAUGGUGGAGUAGAAAGAAGAGGUGCAAUGGAGCAGAGAAGAAAAGAAGAGGAAAGGAGGAGAAAGAUAGGAAUAGCGAAUAAGGGGAAGGUGCCGUGGAACAAAGGAAAGCAACAUACCGAAGAGACCCGUGUUCGAAUCAAGCAGAGAACUAUAGAAGCCUUGAGAAACCCUGAGGUGCGGAGAAAGAUGUCUGAACAUCCACAACCACACAGCGACGAGACAAAGGAGAAAAUAAGAUCGUCGGUCACGAGAGUGUGGGCAGAACGGACGAAGUUGAAGCGAUCAAAGGAGAGAUUCAUAUCAUCAUGGUCAGAAAACAUAGCGGAAGCUGCCAAGAGAGGAGGAAAGGGGCAAGAACAUCUUGACUGGGACAGUUACGACAGAAUGAAAGAGGAGAUUUUGUUCGAGCAGAUUCAGUUGGCUGAGGAGAAAGCCAGAUCGAAGGAAGAAGCCAAGCUAAGAGCAGAAGCAGUAGCACAAGCAAGGGCCGAGAAGACGAGAAGACUUGCGGAAAAAAGGAAAGAACGUGAAGAGAAGGCGAUAACUAAAGCCAAGAGUGGGAAGAAAACCUAUGGAUUGAAACUUAAGCAGAGACUAACAAAGAUUCACAAGAAGAAACCGAGACUCGGUAGAGUUGAUGUGAAAAAGGGUAGAGUGGAUUCAGUGACGUCGAAAUGGGAGAAGCUGGAUUUGGAUUUUAUCCAGAAAGAGAGAAUGGUAAGAGAAUUCUCACUGGCUGAUCAGAUACAGGCGGCCAAAAGCAGAAGAAGUGCAGCACUUUAUCAACAUUGGCCUGACACAUGAGAGUAUUCAUUUCAAGAUAAUGAAAGUGAUGACAGUGUAGGAGGAGAGGAGAGGAGAGGGACAGCUUUUUCUCAGCAGUUGAAUAGCUUCUUAGUUUUACAAGUUCUCAGCUGUAAACAAGUUCUUGACUUUUAAAUUAGAAGUAAAAGCUCCUUAUACCAAACAUAUUAAAUUGAA
Molecule: messenger RNA, 1390 nt
Organism: Tarenaya hassleriana
Lineage: Eukaryota; Viridiplantae; Streptophyta; Magnoliopsida; Brassicales; Cleomaceae
Product: translation initiation factor IF-2
Exons: 6
Coding region: 110-1213 (367 amino acids)
Molecular function (GO): DNA binding
Source: RefSeq, a predicted model, not a curated record